UGCAACGAAAGCCGGACCUAUAAUCUUUGCAGCCUUUGCCCGAAGCUUCAGGAUUUCUUCCAUUUUCUUCCCUUUUUCUUUUCCACCAUUUCCCCCAUUUUUUUCAAUUAUUCUUGCAUCAUGUUCGUUAGUACACACGUCAAUUUUCGUCGUCGCAGUACGAAGAACCUGGAAAUCUCCUUCUUGUCGGUUCUAGCAAUUCUUUCCCUUUUUCUGCGGUGAAUUGUAUGAUGCUGGCACUUGAAUCUGCCGUCAGAAUCUCCGAUGUCUCCUCCACCGAUCAUGUCCUCAAUGUCGCCGCAUUCGCCUUUGUCCCAAGGCCGAGAGGCUAACAUUUUGGAAGAUGGAAAUGAUCGCGCAUGUCGAUCGUCGAAAUUCCUUGUGAUUGGUCAUAGAGGAUUCGGGAUGAACAUCUUGCAAUCCUCUGAUUCGCGUUUUAAAUUAAUGAAGGAGAAUUCCAUUCCGUCCUUCAUGGCGGCCACUAGGUUUCCAAUCGAUUUCAUCGAAUUCGACGUUCAGGUAACCAAAGAUGGCUGCCCAGUCGUUUUCCAUGACUGUUUGAUUCUUACUGAGGAAAAGGGUGCUAUUGUGGAGAAAAGAGUUACAGAGCUCACGUUGGAAGAAUUUCUUUCAUAUGGGCCACAAGAUGAUCCUGGGAAGAUGGGCAAGCCUCUAUUUAGAAGGACCAUAGAUGGGGGAAUAUUUGACUGGAAAGUUGAAAGUGAUGCGCCGUUAUGCACACUGCGAGAAGCUUUUGCGAAAAUUGAUCAUUCGAUUGGUUUCAAUAUAGAAUUGAAGUUCGAUGAUCUGGUGGUUUACAAAGAGGAGCAACUUGCUCAUGUUCUCCAACAAAUCUUAAAGGUGGUGAAAGAGAAUGCCAAGGACAGACCUAUUAUAUUUUCAAGUUUUAUUCCAGAUGCUGCUCAGUUAGUUAAGAAACUUCAGAGCACCUACUCUGUAUUCUUCCUGACCAAUGGAGGAUCCAAACUUUACCCUGAUGUUAGAAGGAACUCGUUGGAGGAAGCCAUUAACGUGUGUAUGACAGGUUGUUUGCACGGUAUCGUUGCAGAAGUUUCAUCGAUUUUGAGAAAUCCUGCAGCAGUCAAUAGAAUCAGAAAUUCAGGACUCUCACUAAUAACCUACGGCCAACUAAAUAAUAUAGCAGAAGUUGUGUACGUGCAACGUUUGCUGAGGGUGGAGGGAGUAAUUGUUGACUUAGUACAAGAAAUCACAGAGGCCGUUUAUGGUAUCGUCUCUUCUUCCGUCCAGGAAGAAAUAGCAGUGAACAAACAUGAAGGUCCGAACGACACCCGACUUCUCCCAACAGCAAUUGAAGAUGAGAGCUUGCCUUCUGAUGAACAGCUAAAGCAGGUACGCUCGCAAAAGAUAAAUCUGAGUUCUCACAUUGAUAACAUAAUCCAAGUUUAUCAAUGUCAAUAAGCAUGAAGUUGAUAGCUAUGGCAUUCAGCAUUGAUAAUAUAAUCCAAGUUUAUCAAUGUAUGUAAAUAAAGCAUGAUCUAUAUUUAGCCAUUGUACCAUAUCCUUUUAUCCAUUCAAUUUUAUUUUCAUCCUUUUCUCUCUCAA
Cucurbita pepo subsp. pepo (vegetable marrow) is the source of this 1584-nucleotide messenger RNA. RefSeq names its product glycerophosphodiester phosphodiesterase GDPD3. The record is from RefSeq and is a predicted model, not a curated record. Gene Ontology annotation, molecular function: phosphoric diester hydrolase activity. Lineage: Eukaryota; Viridiplantae; Streptophyta; Magnoliopsida; Cucurbitales; Cucurbitaceae. Gene Ontology annotation, biological process: glycerophospholipid catabolic process.